Messenger RNA from Xylona heveae TC161, 1654 nucleotides. RefSeq names its product DUF803 domain membrane protein. Gene Ontology annotation, cellular component: membrane. Bases 296 to 1474 code for a protein of 392 amino acids. The record is from RefSeq and is a predicted model, not a curated record. The transcript has 8 exons. Gene Ontology annotation, biological process: magnesium ion transport. Gene Ontology annotation, molecular function: magnesium ion transmembrane transporter activity. Lineage: Eukaryota; Fungi; Ascomycota; Xylonomycetes; Xylonales; Xylonaceae.
ACCACCUAUACAGACUGUCUCGAUCAACGAGGUUGCGAUCGAAUUCCGCACCCUGGCGAAAUUCGAGCUCUGCAUAUUCGAGCUGCUGCUCAUUUGUCGUGCGGAACCUACGUCUUACCAUAGAGAAUAUACCUGUGGAGCAGUUUGAGCAUCGGUGACCGAACCUCGGUGUCUCUUGCUUUCGACUGCGCUCUUGCAUUGGAGUAAACGGGCAUACCAUUCUCCACCUGGCCUUGGCAGCUCAAACAGCACAUCUUUCUCAUCAAGUGCACUGAAAGUGUGCCCCCACGCCGUGAUGAUAGAGGACAAGUAUAUCGGUCUGGCUCUCGCCGUCACUUCAACCGUAGCUAUUGGUACAAGCUUUGUGAUCACCAAGCGGGGUCUCAACGAAGCAAGUGAAAGGCAUGGAUUUGAGGGUGAAGGCUUCUCAUAUCUCAAGAGUCCAAUCUGGUGGGGAGGAAUAGUGACACUCGUCAUUGGAGAAAUCGCCAAUUUCGCCGCAUACGCCUUUGCGCCAGCAAUCUUGGUAACUCCAUUAGGCGCACUCAGUGUAUUAAUUGGCGCUGUUCUAGGGGCCUACUUUCUAAAGGAGGAACUUGGAACACUGGGCAAAUUGGGAUGCGCGACUUGUCUCAUCGGAUCGGUCAUCAUCGUGCUGCAUGCUCCUCCCGAUAAAGACAUUCAGACGGUUGACGAGAUCCUGCACUAUGCAAUCCAACCAGGCUUCCUACUAUAUUGCGCCGUUGUCAUUGUCUUUGCAACCAUCAUGAUCUAUAGAGUGGCUCCUCUUUACGGAAAGCAGAACCCUCUAAUAUAUAUUUCAAUAUGUUCCGCGGUGGGCUCGGUCUCAGUCAUGUCGGUCAAAGCAUUCGGCAUUGCGCUGAAGUUGACAUUGGCUGGCCAUAAUCAACUCACUCAUCCGUCAACUUAUGUCUUUGCCAUUGUCACCGGCGUCUGCAUCCUGACGCAGAUGAAUUAUUUCAACAAGGCACUCAGCCAGUUCCCAACGUCCAUCGUAAAUCCAUUGUACUACGUUACCUUCACUACCGCAACGCUCUGCGCAUCGUUUAUUCUGUUCAAAGGAUUCAAUACCACUGACGCCGUCAAUACCAUCUCGCUGCUUUGUGGAUUCCUCGUCAUCUUCACAGGUGUUUACCUGCUUAACCUUUCACGCGGUGACCCAGACGGCCACAAGCUCCUAAACGGUAAAAUUGAAGAUGGUGUACCCACGGAUGGCAUCGCUGGUCUCCAAACUCGCCGAAGCAUGCAGUCCCGACGCAGCCUCGAGCCUCAUCGCUUGAGCGCCGGAAGCUUCCGGUUCAAUUCAGGAGACCGCGAAGGCUUGAUCCACGCCUAUGACGUGGAACAUGGUGCGGUAGAUUUGGACGAUCUCGCCAGCGCCAGCAGCGACGAGGGCGCCAACGUUCGACGGAGCACUUCAGGGCUGAACGGUCAUGCUCGCGCUACGCAAUAACAAGGAUGAGCAUACUCCACGUUCCCAACAACAAUCAUGCAUGAGAGAGAUAUGCGCAUAUACGAAAAAGUCCUUUAUGUUUUUUUUUUCUUCUCUCUCACCCUUUUCCCUACUUUUCUUUUUAAUUUUUCAAGUUUUUACUUUAUUUCUUCGAUAUCCAGAUAUAACCGUUUAUUCUUU